AUGCCGCCUAGCGCUGCAGGUGCAUCCUAUCCGUCCUUGCCGUCAGACGAUGUUAGUCCUAACGUCUUCGGAACGAGCGGCACGAUCUCGAAGAGAAAGGAGGACAAAAUUUACGGGCACUACAUUGUCGGAGGAAACUCCCAGAAGAAACAAGAAACCCACAAACUCUGGUCUACGCGCGUAUGUACGCUCAGCCCUGAAUUGUUCGGGAAGUUCUCUUUGGUGGGCAUGAAGCCGCUGAAUCUCAACAUCGAAGCAGCUGUUAAGGCCAUCCAGGAGAAAGUUGGACUUCUAGGUCCGUGGUUAAGAAGGCAAAACCAAGGAGGUAAGCAUCUCCCGAACCGGUGCCUACGCGUAGUUGUACUUACAUGUAAACAGAACAUCUACCUAGUAAAGGCCGAGAUUAA
Messenger RNA from Lecanosticta acicola, 407 nucleotides. Lineage: Eukaryota; Fungi; Ascomycota; Dothideomycetes; Mycosphaerellales; Mycosphaerellaceae. The record is from the annotation of a GenBank genome assembly.